Messenger RNA from Theobroma umbraticum, 1051 nucleotides. Its product is annotated as BRISC/BRCA1-A complex protein. NCBI's taxonomy places the organism in Eukaryota, Viridiplantae, Streptophyta, Magnoliopsida, Malvales, Malvaceae. Gene Ontology annotation, cellular component: BRCA1-A complex; BRISC complex. Gene Ontology annotation, biological process: positive regulation of DNA repair. The record is from RefSeq and is a predicted model, not a curated record.
UCCUCUCUCCCCAUCCGUCCCUGCGCUUUCCAGGUUGCUAUGUCUUCUCUACCGAAGGAAGGAAAUCGAGGGAAAAUGAAAAUGGAAGGAGUCGAAGGAGACGCCUCGGUGGGUGGAACAGGGCGUUACACUCUGAAACCAACACGAAAAAACAACGAGGACAUAAUAUUUUGCGUGGACGUGGACGCAGAGUCGCUUGUUGAGAUGAAAACAGUGGGAAUCACCAGAUUGGAUUCCAUAAGGCAGGCCAUCAUUCUCUUCGUCAACUCCAAACUCUCCAUCAACCCCGAUCACCGCUUCGCUUUCGCCACUCUCUCCAAAUCCGCCUCUUGGCUUAGAAAAGAGUUCAGCAGUGAUGUUGAGUCUACCAUUGCUGCUGUUCGGGCACUCUCGGCUAUUACCGUCUCUUCUGGCCAAGCUGAUCUCACCAAUUUAUUCCGCUUAGCAGCUCAUGAAGCAAAGAAAUCUCGUGCACAGAACCGGAUUUUAAGAGUGAUUCUUAUAUACUGCAGAUCAUCGAUACGGCCCCAGCAUCAAUGGCCUGUAAACCAGAAACUCUUCACUUUGGAUGUGAUGUACCUCCACGACAAGCCUGGACCAGAUAACUGUCCCCAGGUGGUCUAUGAUGCACUUGUUGAUGCGCUUGAACAUGUUAGUGAGUAUGAAGGAUACAUCCAUGAGAGUGGACAUGGUCUACCACGUACUCUCUUCCGUUUCAUGUCUAUGUUGUUGUCUCACCCUCAACAGCGUUGCCCUCAAGACGACUGUGAUAUUCCCAAGCCUCUUAUGAAGAAGUCAGCUGAAUCAGGAAAUGGUGAAGAUAGUGUUCUUAUAUCCACCAGCCAGUGAGAAUAUUAACCACCAAAUUUCCAUGCUGCUUCGAUCCUUGGGUUUUAGCAGUAUGAUUUCUGGAUGUGCUGAAAUAAGAUACAUGGACAAGAUGACCUAUUUAUCUUCUGUAAACAUUCUGUACAGAUUAAACCCUUUCUGUGUGUGCUUAUGAAACUGUUUCAUUUAAUAUAUGAUUCAAUAUAUCAUUAUCUUACACCUA